GUUAAAUCCCAAUGUUGCGCAAAGUCUGCUGCUGCAACUGCGUGGACUGAGGAGGAGUUCAAAGCCUGAUCCAGCCCUCCUCCAAAAGCAAACGCUGGGCGUUGCCUACACCAACUUCACUAAAAGGUGUGGCGGAUUAUAGAUAUUUCCUCUUUUACCCAUAAUUCUACCCUUUAGAGAGGGAUUUCAUUUUGUGCUUUACUCCCUGAUCCGCUAAGUCAUCGCACGGAAAUGUCUGCUUGGGACGAUCUGGAUCUCCUCUUGGACUCCCCCUCCUCACUGACCACCACAUCCAAGGAAAGAGGAACAGUGAAGGACAAGGCAGAUUUUAAAGUGGAUGAAGAUGUGACUGCACUCAGGAAAGCUAUUGAGGGUCUUGGUACAACAGAAAAGACACUUAUUGAUGUGCUGACCCAAAGAAGUAACGCUCAGCGUCAGCUUAUCGCGAGCGCCUAUGAGAAAGCCACAGGACGGAAAUUAAAAGAUGACCUGGAGGGCGACACCCAUGGUGACUUUGAGGACCUGUUAGUUGCCUUGGUAACACCUCCUGUUUACUUUGACUAUAAUGAAGUGAUCAGAGCUAUACAGGGUCCAGGAACCACUGAAAGUAUCCUGACAGAAAUAUUUGCUUCCAGAUCAAACAAGCAGAUCAAAGCCAUAGCUGACACUUACCUGAAAGAAACCGGAAGGCUGAUGACUCAUGACCUGCAGUCAGAGGUGUCAGGAGAUUAUGCCAAAGCACUGCUCAUCCUGGCUGAGGGGAAAAGAGAUGAGAGCACGAGUGUGGACGCUGCUAAAGCCAAAGAAGAUGCUAAGAUAUUGUACGAAGCAGGAGAGAAGAAGUGGGGAACAGAUGAGGACAAGUUCAUCGACAUCUUGUGCCAUAGGAGCGUUCCUCAGCUUCGACAAACACUGGUGGAAUACAAGAACAUCAGCAAGAAGACUCUGCAGGAGAGCAUUGAGAGUGAAAUGUCUGGAGAUGUGGAGAGACUCCUUGUGGCUAUUGUGAAAUGCGUGAAGAACGUUCCUGCAUAUUUUGCUGAGAGGCUCUUCAAGAGCAUGAAGGGGGCAGGAACCACUGAAUCCACACUUACCAGAAUCAUCGUUAGUCGUUCUGAAAUCGAUUUGAUGGACAUCAAAGCAGAGUACAAGAAGCUGUUUGGCGUUACCCUUCACUCAGAGUUAAAGUCGGAGGUGUCAGGAUGUUAUGGAGAGGCCCUGAUUCUGCUGUGUGGCACAGAAGACUAACUCCUCCCAUCACGUCUGUUCUGAAUGGAGGCUGAUCCACCAAAACCUAAAUGCAUUUCAUAUUUUAAAUUUAAUAUACUUAGUUUAAUACAUUAUGAUGUUGUAAAACAUCAUAAUUCUAGGAUAUGUGGAAACAUACGACUUCAAAUAUCCUGUAACCUGAUCAACUUAAUCAAAAUUAAAAAAAAAAAAAAAACAACAGACUGUUACCCAUCAGUAAUACAAAAAAUAAUUAUUUAAUGGUUUUGUUGAUGUUGCUGUAACCGACUCCAACACAGGUCAUUAGAACUUUGUCUCCGCCUUUCCUCUCAUCUUCCAGCGGCUUCUGGACUUCAAUCUUGAACAUAACCUGGAAGAAAUCUCUGAUGUGUCUCAGGAACUCAAUCCUGUUGAAACAUCAAGAGAUGAGAGCAGUUUUUUUUAUCAUUUUCAACCCAACUCAGUGUAUUUUAAUCGGUUAGAAAAAAAAACUUUGAUUCUUAAAGCUCAUUUAUCCUGAAAUAGAGAAAAAAAUACACCAAAGAAAAUGAUCAAGAUUACCAGAGUAAUUCAAGAGUGUACAGUGAUGGCACUGCCAAUCUUCAGUUAUCAUAGUACUGUACUUGAUAGGCACACAGCACCGGUACCAUGAUAACUGAAAAUGGACAGUUCACAGUCCACCGCCCUUCAGGAGAGCAGAAGGAAAGCUACCACUCGCUCCAGCUACCUUUCAAAUGACUUUGACUUCAUUUUCUUAUUUCAAAGAUGAUCACAUAUUGCUCCGCCCACCAUAUUUGGACAAACCCGGUAAUGACCUUGUGUACAUUUAUAGUCUAAUCUAGGUUCAAUAUCAGCAUCUGUUUACUAACUGCAGUCAUGCUCUUGGCACAGAAAAUUAAAAGGUUUUGCCAAACA
This is a messenger RNA of Oryzias melastigma (Indian medaka), 2142 nucleotides long. RefSeq names its product annexin A3b (gene anxa3b). NCBI's taxonomy places the organism in Eukaryota, Metazoa, Chordata, Actinopteri, Beloniformes, Adrianichthyidae. The record is from RefSeq and is a predicted model, not a curated record. The transcript has 14 exons. Gene Ontology annotation, cellular component: cytoplasm. The coding region runs from base 232 to 1248 and encodes 338 amino acids. Gene Ontology annotation, molecular function: calcium ion binding; calcium-dependent phospholipid binding; phospholipase inhibitor activity.